Molecule: messenger RNA, 699 nt
Organism: Penicillium canescens
Lineage: Eukaryota; Fungi; Ascomycota; Eurotiomycetes; Eurotiales; Aspergillaceae
Product: HAD family hydrolase
Exons: 1
Coding region: 1-699 (232 amino acids)
Biological process (GO): DNA repair; dephosphorylation
Molecular function (GO): phosphoglycolate phosphatase activity
Source: RefSeq, a predicted model, not a curated record
AUGAUAUCCCUCGCUAUCUUCGACUUCGACGGCACUCUCUUCGAUACACAUGAAUCUAUUUCCCAAACCAUCAAACUCACCUUCGAAGCCCUCCUUCCCACCCAGAUUCCUCUCGAAGCUGAGAUUUACCGUCUUAUCGCCAGCGGUGCCGGUUUGGCAGACACCUUCAAGACUCUGCAUCCGUCACCCGACGAAUAUACGCCGACCGACGAGGACGAAUGGAUUGAAAAAUAUCGCGCCCUCUAUUCCACCCACGGUCAAUCACUUAUCAAAGCCUUCCCUGGCGCCAAGGAUCUUCUUACUGAGCUCAACUCCCAUAAGGUCCCUAUCGCAAUCGUGAGCAACAAGGGGGUAGCAGCGGUGAAAACUGCCCUUGAGCGGAAUAAUCUAGCUGGCUAUGUGCCUGAAGAUUUAAUUAUUGGCGAUAAGACCCCCGGGGCUAAGCGCAAGCCGGAUCCUGCCAGUUUCGUGGAUGUUUUGGCCCCCGUCUUACGCGAGAGAUAUGGGGCGGGGCAGCUUGAGCCGGAGAAAGUGCUAGUGGUGGGUGAUACGGUGGCAGAUAUUCAGUUCGCAAGAAAUAUUGGGAGUAAGGUUUGCUGGUGUCGGUAUGGGUACGGAGAUCGGGAGGCUUGUCAGGAAUUGGGGGCGGAUUUUGUGGUCGAUUCUUUGUUUGAGGUGGUGGGGAUUAUAAAGGCCUGA